Amoebophrya sp. A120 is the source of this 6297-nucleotide messenger RNA. The record is from the annotation of a GenBank genome assembly. NCBI's taxonomy places the organism in Eukaryota, Dinophyceae, Syndiniales, Amoebophryaceae.
AGCACUUGAGACAAACGUAGGCGUUGCUGAAUGUAAAGCUGCCCGUGACCUGCGACUUUUUGCAGGUUCUUGUGAUAUCUUAAUCCUGAGAGGGCCAUGGUACUGCGAAUCUACCUCGACGGCGCAAAUGUGGGUCGGUCCCGCACCUUGCAAGAUGUCGAUCGUGCACGUAGCGAGCAAGGAGGGCCUCCUCCCCGUAUCGAUCCGAAGCAGCUUUGGAUUGCUUGCAGCAGCGCCUUUGAAUAUUUCGGAGGUCAAGACAGCGGUCGAAACAUGGAUCGACGAGUCCGCCUAGCAACACCCCUUUCCAGGUUUACUUCCAUCGUACAGAAACCGGGAAGAUCCAGCCGAAAAAUCGAAGUGGCCUUACGGAUCGUUUUCAGCGAAAAUACGUUUCGCCGUUUAGCGCAGUUACGCCGCCCAAAAGUGCAUAAGUCCAAGCCAGUCAGCUUUGCUUCUGAAAGUGCAAUGUGCGCUGCCAGGUGCUUCUGCGUCUGCAUUAUGGUUGUAAUACCAAACUUGAACUCCUGAUGCCUUUUUCUCGUGCGUAGUACCCGUACACGACCGGCAGCGUAGUAGAAGUAGGAUCAUCUACAUAAACAAAGCGCACUUGCCACUCCCACUAUUUUCUCUGGGGGCGUGCUCAAGAGAGUUUGCACAGGCACCAUGCUAUUGCUAACAACAGGAGGACCAGGACAUAUGACUGUUGCACGUUUGAUGUUUGUCUUUCCAAUAUUCGGUUAACGACGACAAUAAAUACUGGCGAAAGCUCGUCGCCGCAGACCAGGGUCGGUUGUUUUUGAAAGCCCCAAACCGAGAGGACGACGAUGAGUGGCUUCUAUCUCGUGCCGAAGAAGAUUGGGAGCGGGGAGACACCGUAGCCAUCAUCACCGCUGACAAUUACGACAAGUGGAAAACGGACCACCCUCACGUAGUGCCGCGGUGCCUCAUGAAGUACUGUUACGACGACCACGAGCACCGUUUCACCCUGAAACUCAGGGACGUCGACGAGCGUCUCGUAUCAUUGACGAACCAACGUUUUGAACGCUCGGCUUCUGAUUUUGCGUGGUCGUCUUUGGCUUCAAAGAUGAUUAUACAGACAAAAAUUGUAAGUCACCGCUGGGGCACGCUGAGGACGCAAUCUGUAAAGCCUGCAUUGCUGUUGUUUUCCAUGUGGUCAGCCGGAACCGGCAUACUACUUUACUUACACUUAGUCUCGCAACAGGAAGAAAAAGAACAGAUGAGCAUGAUUGAAGGUCGCAUCAUUUAUAGUGCAGUUUUCUUCGUGUUCGUUUGAUACCUGGACCGCGAAUUUCAUGAAGAUGGGCGGCGAGUGGACGACGAGAGCAAUGCGGCGCGGUCGAACAGCCGCGCGUCGGUUGGUCGACGAGUGGACCCAGACGACAGCAAUGCGGCGCGGUCGAGCAGCCGCGACAAUACCCUAUAUACUAUACGGCAAGAAAUGCGAUUGACGUAUGGCCCGAUUUCUACUAGUAAAAUCUUUACUAGUAACAAAAAUCCGCAAACUCUUACUAGUAAAAAACGCUACUAGUAAAUUUAACGGGACAGGCGAGCAAAAAUUCUACUAGUAGAACAGGGGAGGGCUACUAGUAGAGCGCGUACUAGUAGAGCGCGUACUAGUAGAGCGCGUACUAGUAGAGCGCGUACUAGUAGAAAACUGGGCAAAAGCCAAAGCGAGGAGCGACCCUGCGACCGCCGACGCCUCUGUGGGCGCCCGGUUGCUCUGAAACAAGCGCGCCCAGAGCGCUUCUUGUCCCGCGAAACAGGCUUGCCUUGCCCCUGGCGGAGAAACUCGCAGUGGGCAGUCCGUCGCCAUGCUCUCUGGCGGUGCGAGGGGCGGCGCGCGGCGCUUUGCAAGCGGGAGGGGGGUCCGGGACGCGCGACUGCUGGCCAUUGGGGGUCCGGGAGGGCGCUGCGCCUGGUGUUGCCUUCCUGUGCCUCGCGGGCCGGGGCCGGCUCCCCCGUGGUGUGGGUAUUCCUGCCUUCCACGAAGGCAGGCCGCCGCUUUUCUCCAGCCCCGCUCGCUUCUCAUGUGCACCGUGCGCACUCCCGUCGCGGGGGGUCGGGCCGCUGCGCAUGGUUGGCCCGUCCCUUUGCGUAAGUAGGGCUUCUUACGCCGGCGCCACUUUCCCGUGGGUUUCAGCAACAUGCACAUAGUAGCUCACUCAUCUUAAGGGGUGCUCGCAAAAGAAUUGCAAACCGCCCAGAAGGCUCGCCGCCCACCCUCUGUCGAGGGGGGGGCCCGAGGGCGUGAGGCUCCAUUGGUCGCCGGCGCCCAGGGGCACACGCGCUUGGACGCUUAUCGCCUCCUGCCUCUUCCCGGCGACUGAGGACGCAGCCUUCCUACUGGGAAAUCGGGCCCAUCGUUUUCUUGUCUACUCCAUACCUCUCCGGCGGUCGCGGAGCGACCGCCCGUGCUAGAUACGACAAGAGCAACGCGGCGCGGUCGAACAGCCGCGCGUCGGUUGGUCGCCGCUCUUACUAAGGGGAAAAGUUCAAGAAUAAGAAUUUCGACAAAAAAAUCAUCACUAGCCCUGGUGCAAUCCCAGAGCCAGGCGUCCGAUUCCAGGUUUGGCGGCAGGGUGCCGGAAGUCCGAGUGGCGGUAUGGUACGGCAGCAGGUCCCGUCGGUCCAGGUAGCGGAGCAUCCCGUCCUCGACUCCGCAGACGAAGCUGUCUCCGAUAGCAUUUGUUUCUUUGAAAACCAAAAAAAAAACUGCAGGUCCUCGGCGUCUUACCUUCUCCUCCCGGAAUAAAGAUACUAAUCUCCACACACUAAACUAGUUAAGUUUAGCAUUCUACUUGAGCUAGUUUCCUCAGCAUAAAUAGCCUUCAUUGUUCAAAAAAAAUAGACGUAGGUGUUGGCUUUGGCGGUCUGUUGGCUGGUGUACAUGAGAGACCCAACCACGAAGCGGCGUCUUUUCUCCCGGCACCAAGUACGCCACGAUGUCCACAUGUUGCACCAGGUGGUGCAACAAAACUACGUGAAGGUCUAUGUGCUGCUCCCCGCCAAAAGCUGUCCGGAUUCGAGGUCUUGGCGAACGUCGUGUGACAGGUCACGACACCGGCCUCCAACGUCCUGGAUGUGGUCGGUUCGCCUGUGCUGGCAUAAAAAAUUGAUGGCUUUGAUUCUUUACGGAGGGUGAUGAGUAGGUCUUAUCUAGCUAGUUUAGUGUGUGGAGAUUAGUACUUUAUUGCGUCUGGUAUCCCGUCGCGGCACAGGUAAGACCUUCUGCAGGAGGAGCGUCAUGGCAAGUCGUUUCUGAAAGCAGCUCGGUUUAAUUUCCUGCGCGACCUUUGAUGUCCACCUUUUCUUGUUGUGUAUUUUUCAAGAAUGAGAUGAGCAGCAUUUGCAAACAAAACAAAACACAGGUACACUGAACUUACCGCGAGGGGUCGAGUGUUGAUUUUUUUGUCAGUUUUCUUAUUCUUGAACUUUUCCCCUUAGUAGCUCUCAGGGUCACGACGACAGCAACGCGGCGCGGUCGAGCAGCCGCGCGUCGGUUGGUCGCCGCUCUCAGGUACCAAGUGCAAAAAUGUCUGGGUCUGGGAGGAUGGAACUUGUCAUGCUGAAUCUGAAUCAUGCAAGAAAUCUGGGUUGCGUGAUUACCAACAGCCGUCGUUUUUUACCAAGUUGAGAGGAAAUUUCUCAUGCAGGAUAGACAUGCUAGAGAUCUCACAGAGUUUGUCAUCCUAGGUGCUGCAUUCCAGACCUCAUGAGUCAUAGAAAGCCUGCAUCUUCCAGACUCAACCAACCAACCAAACCUGGCAAUCUUCCAGACCCAGACAGUUUUACAGUUGAUAUCAGGUGUAUGACUGCGUCAACUUACCCAAACUCAACUUACCCAAAAACUUUAUUAGCGAUUUUUCAUAGCUAGAAAGCAUGCUGAUUUGUAAUGCCUAAAAGUAGUAGCUAUGGUUAGCCUUAGCUAGAUAGAACUUCAUAUAGCUAAUUAAGACCGUUUUCACGCGUGUGUAGAACCCGCAACCUCCGCUACCAACGAUCACGGAUUCCCUUCCGCUGCCAACGAUCGCGGAGGCUGAGCUGCGUUGCCACCGCGUUGCGACACCAUUCACAAGCUUCAUACCUUGGCUGGAUUUAUACACGAAGUGAUAGCAUGCGACAGGUAUUGAGAUAUUCUAUCAUUUAUGCCAUUGAAUUGAAAAAAAUCCGAGGCAUCUUUUUUGUCUAAUCACGUUGGUAGGGUGAUUUUUUGUCAAUCCAAAACCUAGCAUCGGGGAGGGGGAUCACUCAUCCCCCUGGUCCAUGCCUAAAAGUAUACUGCUUCCCCGAUGCUAUGCCCCAUGCAAAAGCAAUAUAAUCUGAUUUGAUAGCAUCAACUCGAAGGAGUUUUAUCAUGAGACACAGCAUCGUUGGGGAGGGGAUCCGUGAUCGUUGGUAGCGGAGGUUGCGCCUUCUACACACGCCGGAAAACGUCCUUUUCGAAAUAGCUAUUUACCUCAACUAGUAAGUGUAGACUGAGCGGCGCCGGAUAGUAGGUUCGGACUCUAAGUAGCUAAUUAAAGUGGUUAGUUAAAUUUUUGGGUAAGUUGAGUUUGGGUAAGUUGACGCAGGCAUAAGGUGGGGCGUGUGGACCACGACGACAGCAACGCGGCGCGGUCGAACAGCCGCGCGUCGGUUGGUCGCCGCUCUCAGGGGCGUUCGGGCGCGUCGCGUCGGCAAGCACAACAUCAUCGUCGCGGGUCCAGUGGUCGUUCAGGAAGUCGAAGUCGCGUUGCUCGCAAGUACAGCACACGACGAGAUGGUCCAUCUCGUACAAGGGUGAAAAACGUAUUCGCUUUCAAAAUUCAAAUUUUUUUGAAGCCCCCUUGCAGCAUCCGGCCCGACUGUCCUCAUCCGCGUCACCCGGCUCAGUGGCCCCACAAGCGGCUCCGGAUUCUCCGACCUAUCAAUUCCUUUUUUUUGAGAUGUAGUCUGAUAGUGAUGAAUGAGAAUGCGAAUGAAAGUAUGUAGCUUGUCGCGGUGAUAGCUAGUGUAAAGUAGAUAGCAUUUGAGACGUUUUGUGACAGAUGUCGGCAGCAGGUAGACGUUCAUCAGCGACAGGAGCCUCCCAGCAAUGCCAUCCGGUCUGGGCACCAGACUGGUGCCCAAAAUGCCGCUCAAGGCGAUACACAGCUCCGGACCAGCAGCACUCCGGGCAAUGGACUAUGCAAAAAAACGUCUUCAAAUGCGAGCUCAAAUUUACACUACCUAUCACCGCGACAAGCUAGCUAGAUAAUAAGACUACUCAAGUGACAUCAUCAACAUACUCCAGCAAUUCAGGUAACGAAAAAAGGUCCCGCGACUCACCUGCCCGACGCCUUCCAGUUCAACGAGGCCACCGACGGGGUCCUAUCUGGACCCACCCUCAAGGGGGGCAGAAAAAAAUUUGAUUUUUGAAAGCGAAUACGUUUUUCAUCGCUGUAUCUCGAAGCUCCUCCCGUUCGGCAUCUUCAUCUGGACGAUCUUCGGGUGCUUACUCUCGGGCGGGCCGUCGCCGAAAUGAUAGAAGCAGUUCCGAGGAGGGCUCCCCCUCCGGGUCGGAUUCGGAAUCAUCAAGAAGAUCUUCACGAGGACGCUCUUCACGCGAAGGCAGCCGUCGCGAAGGCCGCGACAUCAUGUCCUCCUCUCGGAGGAAGAAGAGUGACACCGAAGAAGCAGGAGCAUCGGUGUCUUCAGACACGAGCCCCGCCCACGUUAGAGAACUCACGAAACAGAUGGGGCGACUCGACAUACGAGAUGCCGGGCAGGCGGGGGGACAAGGGCGGACCGAUGCAGCUGGAAAUGACAAUUACAACAGGAGCCAAUCCGAAGAUCAGUCUUCUUUCGAGCGAGAGCAACGCGAUGGACGGCCGGCCGAGAAGCCAAAAAAGGAACUAUCGAGCGCCGCGCAGACGCGGUCUCCCGCUGUUUUUCGACGUUUCCAACGUGUCGAUCAGGGGGCACGACGAAGCAGCUAUGCAAAGAAUGACGCUGGUGAUCAAAAAAGUUCCACGAGCCCCGGUGAUCUUCUGCACGAAGACCACGAGGACGCAGGAGGUCCUCCAGGCUCCAAAAAUACUCUCCCUGCUCAAAAAGUUGACAAGGCAGGUUUGGCGCGCGGGCUUUUCCCGAAAGCGCCACCGUCGGCGUACAAUAGUCGAGACCGCGACUUCAGGCAGCGGACCUAAACCAGCAAAAACACUUAUUUUGUACGGAAGCAAGUUGAAUGUUGCAAUGUUGGUAAAGCUGAAAUUUGACUGAACAUCACGUGGCGCAGAGUCAUUUUUCUCACGG